Molecule: messenger RNA, 869 nt
Organism: Gallus gallus (chicken)
Lineage: Eukaryota; Metazoa; Chordata; Aves; Galliformes; Phasianidae
Gene: BATF3
Product: basic leucine zipper ATF-like transcription factor 3
Exons: 3
Coding region: 13-417 (134 amino acids)
Biological process (GO): regulation of transcription by RNA polymerase II
Cellular component (GO): nucleus
Molecular function (GO): RNA polymerase II cis-regulatory region sequence-specific DNA binding; DNA-binding transcription factor activity, RNA polymerase II-specific
Source: RefSeq, a predicted model, not a curated record
AUCCCAGCCCCGAUGCCUCGUCCUCACUCCAAUGAACCCCGCCUCGCGCUCCUGCCCAUUCUCCGAAGGUCGUGCCGCUUUGGAAAGCCGAUGUCGCACGUGUUCCGCGGCCAGGAGUGUGCGGGGAGCCACGAAGAAGACGAUAAGAAGGUAAGGAGGAGAGAGAAGAACCGAGUUGCUGCGCAGAGAAGUCGGAAGAAACAAACGCAGAAAGCGGACAAACUUCACGAGGAAUAUGAAUCUCUUGAGCAAGAAAAUACCUCCCUGAAAAAAGAAAUCGGAAAGCUAACAGAUGAAAUGAAACACUUGAGUGAAGUGUUGAAGGAUCACGAAAAGAUCUGUCCACUAUUGCACUGCACCAUGAACUUUGUGACCAUACCAAGGCCUGAUGCACUCAGCAGCUGCCUGCCCAGAUGAGACAUCUCCUCGACCGUUGUUAAGUGUGAUGUGUGAAAGUGCCAGUCAAGUGGGAGAUGUGAAGAACUGCCUGCUUAAGGUGCGGAUCUACCCUUGAAGAGGGCUGGACUUGCCCACACAGCUCUUCUCCACGUGUUUCAGUUUUCUGAAUCUCGGGAAAACAUCAGUAUAGGAAAAAAGACAGCUUGAACUACGACUCCUUUCUUUGGUAGAAUCUCCGAGCCAUGGUUUUGCGUUCAGAAAUAUCAUGGUGCAGCGCAGCCCACCAUCGCUCAAUGGAAUGCAGACAGGGAAAAGUACCAGCCUUGGGAUGAGAUGCCUUUCUCCCACACGCUCACCACUAGCAACCCUUUGUCAGUUGUCAUCCUUUUGUAUCAGAUUCUGGCUGCUGUUUUGUUUUUUGGUGUUGUUUUUUCCUCUAAACAGAUUUGGCUAAUAAAAAAUGACAGUGA